UUUUAGCCAAUUGGUCGAUUAGCCUGUUCAAUCUGCGAUCAUUCAAUAAUGGGAAGUUCUGUCUAUGUGAUAAUGUUGGGCCUGAUUGGGACCGUUAGUCCAUCAUAAUCACUGCCUAUGAUAUUAUUCGAAUUAUGAAUAAUAUAGUACCAAGAUCAUCAAAAUCAACGCGAUGUGGAGAAGAUAAAAAAAAUGUGCCAGUGGACGUUGAAAGAGAUUUGAAAUUAAUGACUUGCAUUCUCGCCAUCGAACAUUACUCCCUUAUUAUGCUUGGAGCAAUUACAGAAUAUCCAAUGCUACACACACCAUGGCUAAUGAUGCAAUUAUGCAUAAUGAUUGUAGAAAUUAUUGUCUUUUUCGUGAGACUAUUUUUAGAUGGACUUCACAUAAAAAGAGAUGAAAUAUUUUUGGCAAUAUGGUCAUUACAUAAUUGGCUACAAGUCUUCUGCUUGUUUCAUCGACAAUCACGAGUUUAAAUAAGAGAGUCUAUUAGAAGAGCCCUAAUAAAAACCGACGACCAAAUUUGAAAAAACUUUCCUUGAAAAACUCCAUAAGAAAAAGUACUCUACACAA
Molecule: messenger RNA, 573 nt
Organism: Leptopilina heterotoma
Lineage: Eukaryota; Metazoa; Arthropoda; Insecta; Hymenoptera; Figitidae
Exons: 4
Coding region: 135-476 (113 amino acids)
Source: RefSeq, a predicted model, not a curated record